Molecule: messenger RNA, 1210 nt
Organism: Lucilia sericata (common green bottle fly)
Lineage: Eukaryota; Metazoa; Arthropoda; Insecta; Diptera; Calliphoridae
Gene: Clic
Product: chloride intracellular channel exc-4
Exons: 4
Coding region: 271-1044 (257 amino acids)
Biological process (GO): chloride transport
Cellular component (GO): apical plasma membrane; cytoplasm
Molecular function (GO): chloride channel activity
Source: RefSeq, a predicted model, not a curated record
AUUUCCUCAAUUCGUUUAUUCUCUUUUCGGUGGUGUUGUGAAGUGGUUGUAUUUUAACUAGAUUUUUUUUCGGCUAAAGCAAGAGAAAAACUGGAAUCAAUAAUUCGCAAUUGAAGUAUUAUUUUUCAUACAUACAUAUAUAUUUGCAAAAUAAAUAUUAGUUUUAGUUAAAUAACAGAAUUUUCCAUAAAAAAACACAAGUAUUAAGAAAGUGUUGUAGCAAGAAGUAAAAAAAAAACAAUUUAUUGAAAAAAGAAAAGUUUAACCAAAAUGUCGGAACAAGAACACCAAGAUACCAAUGGAACUUCUAAUGGCGACGUGCCAGAAAUUGAAUUGAUUAUUAAGGCCUCAACUAUCGAUGGACGCCGCAAAGGAGCCUGUCUUUUCUGUCAAGAAUAUUUUAUGGAUUUAUAUCUAUUGGCCGAAUUGAAAACAAUAAGUCUUAAGGUAACAACAGUGGAUAUGCAAAAGCCACCACCAGAUUUUCGCACAAACUUUGAGGCCACACAUCCGCCAAUUCUAAUUGACAAUGGUUUGGCCAUCCUAGAAAAUGACAAAAUCGAAAGGCAUAUAAUGAAAAAUAUCCCCGGUGGAUAUAAUCUUUUUGUGCAGGACAAGGAAGUGGCCACUUUAAUUGAAAACUUGUAUGUCAAACUCAAGCUGAUGUUGGUCAAGAAGGAUGAAGCCAAAAACAAUGCUUUGUUGGCCCAUUUAAGGAAAAUCAAUGAUCAUUUGGUUAAUCGUAAUACACGUUUUCUCACUGGUGAUACUAUGUGUUGUUUUGAUUGUGAAUUGAUGCCACGUUUACAGCAUAUAAGAGUGGCUGGCAAAUAUUUCGUAGAUUUUGAAAUUCCAACACAUUAUACGGCUUUGUGGCGGUACAUGUAUCAUAUGUAUCAAUUAGAUGCCUUCACUCAAUCCUGCCCCGCUGAUCAGGAUAUUAUCAAUCACUACAAAUUGCAACAGAUGCUGAAAAUGAAGAAACAUGAAGAGCUGGAAACACCCACCUUCACUACAUCCAUUCCAAUUGAUAUUUCGGAAUAAGAUUGCUGCGUUGCGUUAGCCUUUUAAUGCCUGGCUAAUAAUACACCAUUUUGCAUACUUAUUUGUUUUUGGUUUAUUUUUUUUUUUUUUUUAUUUUUUAAACCCCACCCACUUUUUGAGUAGUGCAAACUUUAAUUUACAUGAUAAUGAUAAAACAUAUAUAAUA